AUGAAACUUUUUAUUGUUUCUAUCAUAAUACUGUCACUUUUUGGAAAAACAAAUGCCCUUUUUUUCAAUCUUUUUGGAAGUAAUUGUUGUUGCUGUCAACCUCAAAAACCAGCGUGUCCUCCAGGAUGUGUUCCUGGUAGUGCACCUUCUACAAGCUAUGCUGCUCCACCAUCCUUAACUAGUUAUGCUGCUCCACCACCAGCAUCUAGUUAUGCUGCUCCACCACCAUCAUCUGGUUAUGUGGCACCAUCAGGACCUAGUUAUGUUGGACCACAGGUUGGUCCAAGUUAUGCUGGAUCUCAACCAUCUACUGGUUAUGUAGGUCCAUCAGGUCCUUCAGGUCCUGUUGGUGGUGGAUAUGCUGUUUCUGGGCCAAUUUCUGCUCCAUAUGCUCAACAAGGUCCAAUUGGUGGACCAGUAUCAGUUCCUACUCAAAGUGUUACUUACAAUGAGCAAGGUCCAGCACCAACACCAAUCGUAACUCCAAGUGGUGGAUAUGGUGAUCAAGGAUCUGCUACAAGUGGUGGAUAUUUUGAACAGGGAACAGGGCAAAUUUCAACUAAAGAAGAAAUUAAACAAUCAACAGCUACCGGAGGCUCAUAUGGAGGUUCAAGAAAAAUCUAA
This is a messenger RNA of Strongyloides ratti, 624 nucleotides long. RefSeq lists its product as hypothetical. The coding region runs from base 1 to 624 and encodes 207 amino acids. The record is from RefSeq and is a predicted model, not a curated record. The transcript has a single exon. NCBI's taxonomy places the organism in Eukaryota, Metazoa, Nematoda, Chromadorea, Rhabditida, Strongyloididae.